CGUGAUGGAAUAAAGUGAAUAAUAUAUUCAGUAUUCCUUAAAAUUAAUUUUGUUGCAAAAAUAGGAAACCAAAAAAGAAAUUUUUAUUAACUUGAAUUUGGGAGUUUCUACUUUCUACCAUUUCAAUUUUCAACCACUGUUCUUCCAAGUUCAUCCAAGCCAGUGGGCAUGGGGCGUAUGAGAUGGAUGGCCAUAUUGUGGCAACUCGAUGUGGAGUUGCUGAAUGGGUUGACAAUCUUGUUUCUGUAAGAUCUUUGAGAUCCAGGUUGCUGAAAAGAGCUGGAGGGUGGAGAUAAACUCUAGCCAAGAUGUGGUGCUGAUGCCUUCCUCUAUGGAUUUUCCAGAUGGCAUUCAGGGUCAUUGGUAUGCAAACAUCUCGUUUUGUUUCAGAGACGACGUACUGCAGUUGAUGAGCUAAACAUGAGAAAUGUCUUCAAGGAGAAUGACAUUAUUUGUGCUGAAGUCCGUGAUGAAAAGAGUAAUGGUAGAAGUAUUCACCUGCAAAUUCGAAACCAAAAUUAGAGAAGGGUAUGGUUGUCCCAGUUUCGCCCUAUCUAGUGAAGAAGCAAUAUAAUGCAUUUCCACCAUCUAGACCAGUAUGGAAUUGACUUGAUACUUGGCUGCAAUGGCUUCAUUUGGAUUGGGGAACACGCCGAUGUAAAAGUUGACGCACCAGAAGAUCAAUUAUUGAAUGUGUCUUUACAACCAAAUACCACCAAAUGUAGCACACCCAUGAACCUUGAUGAAGGAGAAGGGGAAAACUAUGUUUCUCCUCAAAUUAUGGCACACAUAUGCAGAAUGGAAAACGCCGUUAGAGUGUUGUCUAGGUUAGGGUUCAUGAGAUAUGUUGAGGUGUUGUUGGAGACCGUCAGCUUGAGCCAUUCGUUGAAUUUGGAUGUGCACGAGAUGCUUGAUGCAGAGUUCUAUGUAUUGGUUGCCGAGAAGGAAGCUGGAAGGCGAGCAAAGUGUUGAAAAUAGAUGGAUCUCAUUAACUUUAAUUUAUCAAAUUCUCUAAUAAUAAUUGAAGUUUUGA
Messenger RNA from Cuscuta campestris, 1033 nucleotides. NCBI's taxonomy places the organism in Eukaryota, Viridiplantae, Streptophyta, Magnoliopsida, Solanales, Convolvulaceae. The record is from the annotation of a GenBank genome assembly.